Messenger RNA from Vicia villosa (hairy vetch), 1059 nucleotides. Its product is annotated as NDR1/HIN1-like protein 26. The record is from RefSeq and is a predicted model, not a curated record. Gene Ontology annotation, biological process: defense response to other organism. Bases 156 to 857 code for a protein of 233 amino acids. NCBI's taxonomy places the organism in Eukaryota, Viridiplantae, Streptophyta, Magnoliopsida, Fabales, Fabaceae. The transcript has a single exon.
AUUCUUUCCUUCUUCUAUGCACCAUACUCAAACUUCAUUAUAUCCUUCCUAUAUUUUAUUUUUCUCUUCUCUAUGCAACUUCAUUACAAAACCACAACCACAACCAUAAUACGUUCCUCAAACUCCAUCAUUCUUCACCUCACAAACACAACAAAAUGUAUGAAAACGACCACAUACCCGUCCACCACGUCACGGGCUCGGGCCCGAACCCACACCCACACCAACACCAGAAGCCCUUAAAGCGCCAUCAUACCACCAAAUACUACCUCCAACGUGUCCAAGACAGCCUCACAACCCGUGUCUCCAAAAUGGUCUGCACCAUCUUCUUAAGCCUCCUCGCAAUCAUCGGGCUCAUCACCUUCAUCGUCUGGCUCAGCCUACGUCCACACCGGCCCAGGUUCUUUCUCCGUGACUUCACCGUUGCGGGCCUUCAGGGCCAAUCCGGAGUCGAAACAGCCCAAUUAGUCUUCAAAGUAGACGCGCGGAACUCCAACCUAAAUAUUGGAGUUUAUUAUGAGUCUAUGGCCGGGACGGUUUAUUACCGAAAAAACGCUAUCGGGUCAACACCGAUAACGUUUCCGUCUUAUCAAGGGCCAAAAAACACUACAAAAGUUAUUGCAGUUUUUUCCGGUCCAACCUUAACUGUUAGCAGUCAAGGUUGGAGGGAAAUCCAGAACGAUAGGGCUGAUGGUAGUGUGAUGUUUGGUUUGGAAUUGACGUCUGUGAUUAAAUUUAAGAUAUCUUCGUGGGAAAGCCAGCCCCACAAGAUGCAUGCUAACUGUGAUGUGGGAGUCGCAGCCAAUGGUUCUCUCUUGCCUAUAUACAAAGACAAGAGAUGCAUCGUUUCCUUUGCUUAAGGAUUUUCAAUGGGAAUAUAAUUUCACUAAUUUGUUUUCUAUUUGAUUACCUUUUUUUUCUUUGUCUACCAUUUUUUUUCCAACUAUUUUAUUUAUUUUCAAAUAAUUCAUUGUUGUUCGGGUUUGUAAUUAUGUUGUUUGUCCCUUUUAUAUAUUGGAGUUUACUAGUUUAUAAGAAUUUUAUUGCAUGGCACCAAUGUAA